Fundulus heteroclitus (mummichog) is the source of this 2301-nucleotide messenger RNA. RefSeq names its product ras-related protein rab7. The coding region runs from base 387 to 1010 and encodes 207 amino acids. Gene Ontology annotation, cellular component: phagocytic vesicle; late endosome; lysosome. Lineage: Eukaryota; Metazoa; Chordata; Actinopteri; Cyprinodontiformes; Fundulidae. Gene Ontology annotation, molecular function: GTP binding; GTPase activity. The transcript has 6 exons. The record is from RefSeq and is a predicted model, not a curated record. Gene Ontology annotation, biological process: phagosome-lysosome fusion; endosome to lysosome transport.
GGAAGUGAAAGGAGAAGCCAGAUCAUAGGUUGGGGUAGUAGGUAGUUAGCUGAUUGGGAGACAAGAAGGCUAGCUCUCUAGCACAGUGCCAAAUUUAGAACUUUUUAUUUGUACCAUUAGCUCGUCGGUUAACGGCACGCAUCGCUUUUUUUUAGCUGUCUUCGCCAAGGAAAGCGCAUUUCUGGGGGUGCGGGUUUUUUUUUGAGGCGACUCGGUGCCCAAUUAACGCCGGCCGACAAGUCGAGCUCCGGGGAGCUAGCUGGCUAACGUAACGCCUAAUUCGGCUAGCUGUCCUGAACAAUAACAGCUAGUUAGCGCGCAGCCCGGCUCCCGUACGGCCCGCUAGUCGCCUCUCCAGAGCGUCCCCCCCGACAUUAAGCUGAACAAUGACGUCUAGGAAGAAAGUGCUCCUUAAAGUCAUCAUCCUGGGAGAUUCUGGAGUUGGAAAGACCUCCCUAAUGAACCAGUACGUGAACAAAAAGUUUAGUAACCAGUACAAAGCAACAAUAGGGGCAGAUUUCCUCACCAAGGAGGUAAUGGUGGACGACCGGCUUGUUACGAUGCAGAUCUGGGACACAGCUGGCCAGGAAAGGUUUCAGUCUUUGGGCGUAGCGUUCUACCGCGGGGCAGACUGCUGCGUGCUGGUUUUCGACGUGACCGCGCCCAACACCUUCAAGACGCUCGACAGCUGGAGGGAUGAGUUUCUAAUCCAGGCCAGCCCCCGAGAUCCCGAGAACUUCCCUUUCGUGGUGCUAGGCAACAAGAUCGACCUGGAGAACAGACAGGUGACCACUAAAAGAGCUCAGGCUUGGUGUCAGAGUAAGAACAACAUCCCCUACUUUGAGACCAGCGCCAAAGAAGCCAUAAACGUAGAACAGGCAUUCCAGACAAUUGCACGCAACGCUCUAAAACAGGAGACGGAGGUGGAGUUGUAUAACGAAUUCCCGGAGCCCAUAAAGCUGGACAGGAACGACAGAGCCAAACCUUCUGCAGAAAGCUGCAGCUGCUGAGUGACGAACUGGACCAUCCUCUGUCAUCAUGUCCUCACCCCCCCCCCCGUUGCAUCUCAUCAGCCUUCGCUCCCGGGGGAAAACGAUUCCCCCACUGGUCUUCCUUACACACCGCUCAUUCCACUGACACCGCCCCUCACGCUGUAUGCUGCACAUGGAUGUAUGUCCCUUCCCCCCUCCCCACUUAGUACAUAAAUUAAUACACUAGCGCUCCCUCGUAUAUAAAACGAUGACAAAUCCAGUGCAGUCAAAUCACAUAAGAGAAGGAAAUUUGUGACCUCACGCCCCAUGACUUGGUGGUGAGUGAACUCUGGUGUUGCGUCAUGAUUGCCAGGCUUUGCCCCCCCCCCCCCCCCCUCGACUCCCACUGACAGGGCGAGGCGGUGGAGCCAUGUUCAGAGUGCAAAUAGGAAAUCUGAAUGGACUCCAGAACCCUCACAGCCAGCUCUGUGUUGUGAGACGAUGUUGGCUAAUCCCGAGACACAGCAUCCCAAAUAUCUUCCUCUGCUUUCUGCUCGCUUUCCUUUUGCGCCCUAGCAGAACUAAAUAAAUAUAUGAUGUAAUUGGCUGUUAAUUUAAAAGCCGAUCUGAAACACUUGUGGUUUUGCACUUCUUCUUUUUUUUUUCUUCUUUUUUUUUGCCUUUAAGUGUUAUGGAGGGAGGACUUUUUCUUCUGUACUUCCUCUAAAACCCCCUGCCUCCUCCAAACAUCUGAGAAUCUUCUGAACAAUCUGGUGAUUGUAUUGCCUUUUCACGUCAGGAUUAGGGUUUAUAACUGCCUCACACUGCUGAAUAUAUGUUACUGUGUCGAGUAAAAGCUGAUUUAGGCAGUCACAGUGCAACCAGUUUAAAUCCAUGAUAUAUAAAGUUUGCCUUUUAUGUAACAUUACCUGUACUGCUACUAUUACUGCUGUAUGUGUUAUGUCCUCAUCAGAUACCUGUCAGUGCUAAAGGAUCACUAAAUGCAUCACCAACACUGCAUACACCCGUCUCCUGUCCUGUCGUCAUUAUUGCUGUUCUAUCUAUCUGCUUGUAGCUCAGGUUGGCUAAGUACUUAAUAUUUUUAACGGAUUGUGUAUUACGGUGUAUAGAUGGUAUAGAACUGAAAUCGGUUUCUCCUUUCCAUUUAAAAGAAAAUAUUCAACAAUUUGUCCUGGUAUUACUCUUUUCUGUUUUUGUUUUUUUGUUUUGUUUUUUUGUUUUUUUUCUUCCUUACAGAAAACAUUACAGCAAUGCCAAUUAUGUUGUAAAAGAAAAUUUGAACGUCAAAUAAAACUCUUGAAUAUAUAAA